CAUGCCAAUCGCCAAUGUUUAAUGUUAUAUUGUUAUCUACCAGUACAGUAUACUGAAUUUAGAUGAUACAUAGUUGAUACUUUUUUAAUAUGUCAAUAACCAUUCAAUAGUAUUAAAUUUAUUUUUUAUUUUUCUUUGACACGCAAUUGUGUAUAAUAUAUUUUAAGCUCCUGAUAAAUUUUUCAUAUUGUUUAUUACAUAUUAAAAUGUAUCUUAUUAGUCACCAUUACUAAUAAGUAAUAACAAUCGAAUGGUUUUUUUUCCAGUUUUUUUGUGAAAUAAUUGUAGUGAAUAGUAAUUAAAGAUCAAAGUUGAUUUCUAAGACAGAACAAAAACACGUAAUUUGAUUAAAUAUAUUAAAUUGUUGUAUUUAUGGUUGUAUUUAAAGAAACAUAAAAUCAUUCAUCAAUAAAUAAUAAAAAAAAAAAAAUGGGACAAAUACACACUGUUGGACCAAACAAAGCUCUAAUUGUUUCUGGAGGGUUUUGUGGAUCAACCAAGAGAACAACAGUUGUUGGUGGCUGGGCAUGGGCUUGGUGGCUUAUUACAGAUGUUCAAUAUCUAUCUCUUGAGGUUAUGACUUUAAAUCCCAUGUGCGAUACUGUUGAAACCGUUCAUGGAGUUCCGUUAACUGUAACAGGAGUAGCUCAGUGUAAAAUAAUGAAAGCCGACGAACUUUUACAAACAGCAUCUGAGCAAUUCCUUGGUCGAACUACCAAUGAAAUUAAGCAAACUGUGCUUCAAACUCUAGAAGGUCAUUUAAGAGCUAUAUUGGGUACUUUAACGGUCGAAGAAGUGUAUAAAGAUAGAGAUCAAUUUGCAUCUCUUGUAAGAGAAGUAGCUGCACCUGAUGUUGGUCGUAUGGGGAUCGAGAUAUUAUCAUUCACAAUAAAAGAUGUUUUUGAUGAUGUUCAAUAUUUAACUUCACUUGGAAAAUCACAAACUGCAGCAGUGAAGAGAGAUGCAGAUAUUGGAGUUGCACUUGCCAACCGUGAUGCAGGUAUUAGAGAAGCUGAAUGUGAAAAGUUGGCAAUGGAUGUAAAAUACGGAACAGACACAAAAAUUGAAGAUAACUCAAGAAUGUUUAAGCUUCAAAAAGCUAAUUAUGAUAUGGAAGUUAACACUGCAAAAGCUGAGGCACAGUUAGCAUAUGAAUUACAAGCGGCCAAAAUAAGGCAAAAAAUCAGAAAUGAAGAAAUACAAAUUGAAGUAGUUGAACGAAAAAAACUAAUUGAAAUUGAAGUACAGGAAGUUGAACGUAGAGAACGAGAAUUGAAUUCUACUGUUAGGCUGCCUGCCGAAGCUGAAAGUUAUCGUGUUCAAGCAAUUGCUGAGGGAAAGAGAACUCAAACAGUUGAGGUCGCAACUGCUGAAGGUGAACGGAUUAAGAAAAUUGGGCUUGCUGAAGCAUCAGCAAUAGAAGCCGUUGGUAGAGCUGAGGCUCAAGGUAUGAUGUUGAAGGCAAAUGUAUUUAAACAAUAUGAAGAAGCAGCCGUUAUGUCUUUAAUUAUGGAUGCAUUACCAAAAAUUGCUGCUGAAAUAGUCGCACCUUUGUCUAAAACUGAGGAAAUUGUAUUAUUAAGUGGAAAUAGUAAUGUAACGGCAGAAGUUAACAGAUUAGUUGGACAAUUACCUCCAGCUGUUCAAGCCUUAACUGGUGUUGAUUUAACUAAAGUCUUAUCAAAAAUGUCUGGGGUUAAAUAGAAUUGUUUUUUUUACAAUUUCUAUUACAUUUUUUAUAUUUUAAGUUAAUUGUAACAUGAUCAAAAACUUAUAUAAGCUUCUAGUUCCAUUAUCUUGGUUUGAAAUAUUCGUUAUUAUUUUUGCCAUUUUAUGGGUAACCAUAAUAGUAAAAUAUUUAGUCAUUGUAUGUUACCCAUUAUAUUUAUUUUAUUUUAAUUUUGCUUGAUCGGAUACAUUUAACAUUUUACUAUAUUUAUUAUUAUUCUCAAGCUCUUAAUUAUUGUCCUUUUACUUUUUCAACUUUCAACAAAUGUAAUUAAAUUAUCUAUAAAUGUGUUUAUUAUAUAUUUUUAAUAUGUGUAUUGUGUAUGUAUAUUUGUAUCAACAUUGAAGUUAGACAUUAUUAAUAGACAUUCCUAUUGAAUAAUUCUAACUUAUGUUUUUUGCUCAGCUAAGUGCCGUGUUGAUUAAAAUGUGUUGCACGGGGCUGUGAAUUGUUACCAAUUUCCUCUAUAAAAUAAAUUUUAUUUAUAUAUAUUUUUUUUUUUUUUGACAUUUAAGUAUAAACAAAACGGUCUUCAAGCAAUUUCACCCUUCCCAUUACAUUAACACAGCACUAGCUUAGUAUAAUUUUGAAUUUAUUAUCAAGUUAAAUAAAACAUAUUUUUUAUAAAGUUUUUCCAAAUUUAUACUGUGGUAUUUAUAUAUCAACAACUUUAUCCUACAAAUAAAGUUACGAAGUUUAAAAAAUUUUUCAUUGUAAUAGUAAAUAAUAAUUAUAUUUUCAUAAAUUGUAUUUAUUUUAAUUUAUAAUUAUUAGAAAUUGUUAUUAAAAUUGUAGUUAAAAAACCAUCAGUUGUAAAACAGCUACUAAUAUAUUAUAUUUAUUCGGAAUAAUA
This is a messenger RNA of Acyrthosiphon pisum (pea aphid), 2582 nucleotides long. It is a transcript of the gene Flo2, whose product is annotated as flotillin-2. NCBI's taxonomy places the organism in Eukaryota, Metazoa, Arthropoda, Insecta, Hemiptera, Aphididae. The record is from RefSeq and is a predicted model, not a curated record. Gene Ontology annotation, cellular component: plasma membrane; flotillin complex; cytoplasmic vesicle. The coding region runs from base 430 to 1704 and encodes 424 amino acids. The transcript has 4 exons. Gene Ontology annotation, molecular function: protease binding. Gene Ontology annotation, biological process: regulation of myoblast differentiation; protein localization to plasma membrane.